Molecule: messenger RNA, 2391 nt
Organism: Cladophialophora yegresii CBS 114405
Lineage: Eukaryota; Fungi; Ascomycota; Eurotiomycetes; Chaetothyriales; Herpotrichiellaceae
Exons: 2
Coding region: 1-2391 (796 amino acids)
Biological process (GO): single strand break repair; double-strand break repair
Cellular component (GO): nucleus
Molecular function (GO): single-stranded DNA binding; 3'-tyrosyl-DNA phosphodiesterase activity; double-stranded DNA binding
Source: RefSeq, a predicted model, not a curated record
AUGGCACCCGAGAUCGUGGACUUGAUUUCAGAUGACGAGGACGAGAUCGUCCCCCUUCCCGGCCCCAGCGGCAACACACAUCCGGAAGCAGGAAGGCCGGUCGCCACGAACGGAACGAUCAACCCGGCACUCAUCGCGCGCACCAGACCGGCCGUUCAGAUCAGUCGAGCCUCCCAGGCAGGCACUCCAAGCUCCACACCCAGCAGCCACACGGUGCAGAAUAGCCCAGCCAACGACGAGGCCCUCAAGUCUCCGUCAUCACCGUUGUUUGUCCCGUCAUGUAGCCCUGAUCCUGAGGUUAAUGGGGACGAUAUCGACAAUGGCAAUGGUACACGCCGAACCAGAGGAAAAGACAUAGGCAAAGGCAAAGGUCGAGCAGCCUCCAUCCCAGAGAUCGAUCUAUCACAAGAUACCAACGACGAGACUAAUACCAAUCCCCCAUCCGCGUCCCCACCCGCGGUCGACAGAUCAUGGGACUAUGCAAACGGGGCAUUCACCGAGGAAGACGCCUUGAAACAGGCCAUCGCGCUGUCAUUGCAGGAGCAGAGCCCAGAUCACGAUGACAAUGACGAUGACGAUCAAGACCAAGGUCAAGCUCAACCAAGUGGAGGAAACCCAGUAGCAGCGGCAGCAGUGCCUCUCCCGAAUUGGCGGUCGUCCUCCCCCGUGAAGUACCCCGUCGAAAUGGCCACCUCAACCACAGCCGCGACCGGGACUGCGCCAUCAUCAUCGUUGUUGUCAGCUAAGAUUCGGCCCUUCCCCUCCACAGCUGUGCCCACCUCAAGCAACAAAGCGGCUCCCUUGUCAGGCGUGCCAGACCCUGCCUCGAACUUGACGGAUGGGCGUGGCGCCAAGGAGAACGCAACCCCAUCACCCAGCACGUUUAGCCUCGCGCGCCUGGACCGGAGGACGAUGGAAGCAGAGCGCCUGGCACGACUGAAGCGGAAGCACGGGCACGGAGAAACUCAGGAGGAGCAGAAAGGCGAGGAGGGUGCGCAUCCGAAAUUUGCAAAGACAACCCGGCUGCGGCAGAGAACUAUCUCACCACCACCCAUCAAGAUCAAGCAAGCAGCGAAAGACCAAGACAAAAACAAGGACAAGGACAUUGACAACGGCAAGGACGGAAGCGUUGGAAUUGCAAAACCGAGUAAUAACGGAGGUGGGUGUCCCAAUGCUCUUUCCCGAGACGCGGUCUCUCUUGACGACGACGAUGACCCGGAGGAUACCCUCCGCACAACAACAUUCUACCCCGACGGCGUCGCUCUCAAGACGUACAUCCCCGGCUACCCUGCUACACGGACGAUCUCUUUCGCAUCACUAAUCGCGCCGUCCUCGCACCUCGAAUCCGCCCUCUUGUCCUCCUUCAACUGGAACUUCGAGUGGCUCUUCCCGCACUUUGAAACACGACGGACAAAAUUCCAGCUCGUCGUGCACGCGAAAUCGCAGGCCCAGCGCGAAACGAUCAUGCGGGACUGGCAGGGCGUGCCCAAUGUGAGAUUGACGUUCCCGCCGAUGGACGGCAAUGUCAACUGCAUGCACAGUAAGCUGAUGUUGUUGUUCUACGCGAACGAGAACGAGCCGGACUUCCCACACGGCCUGCGGUGCAGGAUCGUCGUCCCGACCGCGAAUCUCGUCGACUUUGACUGGGGGGUGGGCUCGUUUAUGGAGAAUACGGUCUGGCUGAUUGACUUGCCUCUCAAGGGGCCGUCGAUUACGACCACAACCACCGCAGGACGCGCGGAACCGCCGUUCCAAAAGUCGCUGAAGCAGUUUCUCAAGGCUCAGACGGUGCCGGGCGACGUGUUGCGCAAGCUCGAUCAAUUCGAUUUCGGCAAGACGGCAAAAUACGGCUUUGUCCACUCCAUCGGCGGCAAGCACACCGGUCAAGCGUGGAGAACGACGGGAAUUGGUGGUCUGGGCCGCACGAUCACCGAACUCGGGCUCGCCACCAGAGAUCCAAUACAGGUGGACUAUGUGACCUCGUCGGUGGGCAGCUUGAAUGACGAGUUCAUGGAGUCCAUGUAUCUCGCUGCACAGGGGGACAGCGGGUUGACCGAGUAUAAUAGACGAAUCAACAAAAAGCCAUCCUUUGGCAGUCCACCGAGCAGUUGGAAGCACAACUUCCGGUUCUACUUUCCCAGCGACGAUACCGUCAGAGCAUCGAAAGCCGGUCCACAUAGGGCAAACACGAUCUGCUUCUCGAGGGGAUGGUGGCAGAAACCGGACUUUCCAAGGUCCAAUAUGCGUGACUGCUUUAGUGUCCGCGACCGGCUACUGAUGCACAACAAGCUAUUAUUUGCCAGGUUAGCCUCACUGGUCGACAAGUCCGAGUCAGAAAAGGCAGGGUGGGUAUAUGUUGGUAGCGCAAAUCUCUCUGAGAGUGCCUGGUAG